AUGGAUCUUACUGGCAUUCGUCGAUUGCGAUCCAGUGUCGUUUUGUCGGAUGCAAACAUGGUCGGAUCCGAAACUAGAAUUCGGCGAGACUCAAGUCUGCCCUCUAGUAUGAUCUUUUCCGAAACUUGCGACAAAGUCACCAUCACCAAGGGUGUUCUUUCUGCUGAUUGCAAAAAGGCCGACAAGAAGAGCACUAUCCACUCUUCAAUCUCGCUCAAUGAUUACAUCGGAGUAACUGACGGAAAACUUGUGUGGGGAGGCAGAGGUUUCAGUCACCACGCCGAGGACGUUCAUGUACACAACGGUGUACUGUCUGCCAAAUUCAAAGUGAACGGCAAGACGGUCGAAAGCAAACUCGACCUUAAUAUAUAUCUUCAAAAUCACGACGGUCUCUUGGCGGUUAUUCCCAACCCACACCCAGUCGAUGCGCAUGCCAAUGGCAAACAUCUCGUUGCACCUGAGCUGUUGAGGGGAAUUUCUGAGGCUAGUGUUUCGAGCAUCGCCAGCGCUGCCAGUGCCAGCAGCAUGUUCUCUGCUGCCUCAACAACUUCAACCUCGACAUCUGUGUCCACAUCAUUCAAAGAGACCAAGUCAUCUUCUUCUUCUUCAUACGCUGCUUUCUCUUCUACAAAGUUCCGAAGUGAGAGCCAGCACCUUUUGAUUGAAGAUACCUGUACGAAGCUUGAGCUCAAGGGCACGUUCCUUCACGCUCAGUGCCGCCGUCUUGAUGGUACCCUCGUCCACUCUCAGAUUGACCUCGACACGAUCAUCGGAUUUUUUGAGGGUCAUCUCCAAUGGGACAUCUCUGGAUUCAGCACUCACUGCUUCGAAUACUCCCUUGACGGUUUCUUCUUGGUCGCUAAAUACAAACCUCACGCGGGCGACGAAUACCGAAUCACUCGUCUUGAUCUUCGAACCAGACUCCGCAAUGCCAAUGGCGUCCUCAUUAUCAUUGAGCUCAACAAGAAGCUUUCCGUCAUGCUCAGCGAAGUCCCUUGGAUGAAGUUCAAGGUUAUUGCCGAGCCUGACCUUAGCGUGUUCGCUAAACAUCCCGUCAUGCAAGAAACACUUAUCAGCAUCGCAGAAAGCACUGUCGAACAUGUCACCAUCGAGAUGCACAAAAUGCUCACGAUUGCAAUGGAGUCUGCUAUUUCUGUUAUCACCGCUUCCGCCAUGAAGCACGUCUCUGCUCAAAUGGAAACUUUGGUCUCUGGUGCUGUGGGCCAUGCAAGCGCCAGCGCUUCGAUCACCGCAGCCGAAUCCCUUCACCUCUAUGGUCGUGGACGCUAUAGUGCAGCUGGGGGUUACGGAUAUAGCGCGACAUCGAACGGCCACUCGGCUCACUACGAAUCCCAUGGAAGCUAUCAUGCGGACGGCCACGCCCACCACAGCUACGCCGAAAUCGCGAAACACACCUAA
Psilocybe cubensis is the source of this 1419-nucleotide messenger RNA. RefSeq lists its product as uncharacterized. The transcript is spliced from 4 exons. The coding region runs from base 1 to 1419 and encodes 472 amino acids. Lineage: Eukaryota; Fungi; Basidiomycota; Agaricomycetes; Agaricales; Agrocybaceae. The record is from RefSeq and is a predicted model, not a curated record.